Messenger RNA from Puccinia graminis f. sp. tritici CRL 75-36-700-3, 501 nucleotides. RefSeq lists its product as uncharacterized. The coding region runs from base 1 to 501 and encodes 166 amino acids. The transcript is spliced from 10 exons. The record is from RefSeq and is a predicted model, not a curated record. Gene Ontology annotation, molecular function: zinc ion binding. Lineage: Eukaryota; Fungi; Basidiomycota; Pucciniomycetes; Pucciniales; Pucciniaceae.
AUGGUUAAAUUGAACGUCAACUUGAAGGCUGAGUUGGAUAACUUGACUGAUCUGCAGGUCGAAGAUCCGAUGAAUUAUCAAUACUUUUUCAAAGUUAAAUGCUCCAACUGUCAUGAAAUUCAUAAUAAUUGGGUCGGAAUCAGCAGAUCGGAAGAAUACCCGCUUUCAGGCUCCAAGGGAAGCUCGAAUUUCGUGUGGAAAUGCCAGCUUUGUCAAAGAGAAGCCUCCGCAUCGUUCAUAGAUCUCAAGGCGAAGGCCUUCCCGAUGUACACCAAGACGCAAAGCCAGGAACACAAAUCCCAGGCAAUCUGUACGGUCGAAUGUCGAGGAUGCGAAUUCGUCGAAUACGAUAUCCGAGGUUCAUGGACUUGUAAAGGAGCAGAAAGCGGGACUGAGUUCCAAGGGAUUGAAUUUGACGACGGAGAAUGGCAUGAUUAUGAUGAGAAAAGCGGCUUGCCGGUCAGCGUGACAAAUGUUAAAACUGAAAUCGUCCGGGCAUGA